Molecule: messenger RNA, 2836 nt
Organism: Labrus bergylta (ballan wrasse)
Lineage: Eukaryota; Metazoa; Chordata; Actinopteri; Labriformes; Labridae
Gene: ethe1
Product: ETHE1 persulfide dioxygenase
Biological process (GO): glutathione metabolic process; hydrogen sulfide metabolic process
Cellular component (GO): mitochondrion
Molecular function (GO): sulfur dioxygenase activity
Source: RefSeq, a predicted model, not a curated record
UGCAGUAUGCUGACCUGCAGAGACGUGAGUGUGGAGGAAGUUGACCUGCCUCACUGUAGAGGGCGAAAAGUGGGAUUAACCCACGUUUGGUUGCUCAUUAACAAACACUGAUUAUUGCACACGUAACUUUUUUAUCUCUGAGUUCAUCUAAAGAAAGCUGUCAGACGACUCGGAGCUGUGGGUCUUCUUAAGUAGUGUGUUAUUGUCCUGCAGAGGCUCCAGCAAAACGAGGCUGCACAAUUUUUUUUUACUCCAAUACAACCCGGAAGGCAUUAACUGCUCAUUAUCGUCACAUUUGUCCCGGUUAAGAUCCGCUAGGACGGCUAGGAUAGCACCGAGGAACGACAAUGAGCUCGGUGAUAACACUAAGCAGGGUGACAGCGCUUCACCGGGCUCUGGCUCUCACGCUCCGCCUCCGACCAAACACCGAGGGUUGGAGUUACGCAGCAGCCGAGAGCAGGCGCCUCUGCCCCGGCGUAAGUUAUGACUUUGGCCCGGUGCGAGCUCCGAGGAGAUCGUACUGCUCCAGGAUGGCGCUUAAGGAAGGGCUCUUCUUCAGACAACUGUUUGAGAAGGAGAGCAGCACCUACACCUACCUGCUGGCAGACACGGACAGCAAGGAGGCGAUCCUCAUCGAUCCUGUACUGGAGACCAUUGACAGGGACCUGAAGCUCAUACAUGAACUGGGGCUCCAUGUAAAAGUGGCAGUAAACACCCACUGCCACGCUGACCACAUCACAAGCACGGGGCUGAUGAAGAAAAGAUUGCUUGGGCUGAAGAGUGCAAUCUCUAAAUUCAGCGGCGCCACUGCAGACAUCCUCCUGUCAGAGGGCGACGAGCUCCCCUUUGGGAAACAUCAUCUGACGGUGAGAGAGACGCCUGGACACACUGAUGGGUGUGUGUCGCUGGUUACAGAUGAUCAGAGCAUGGCUUUUACUGGAGACGCUCUGCUCAUCAGAGGCUGUGGCAGGACGGACUUCCAGCAGGGCUGCCCUAAGAAGCUCUAUCAGUCAGUCCAUCAGAAGAUCUUUACUCUGCCUGACCAGUGCCUCAUCUACCCGGCACAUGACUACUUAGGUCAGACGGCGUCUACAGUCGGUGAGGAGCGCAGGUUUAACCCACGCUUGACCAAGAGCCAGGACGAGUUUGUGAACAUCAUGGACAACCUGAAUCUCCCCAAACCGAAGAAAAUAGAUAUCUCAGUGCCUGCCAAUCUGGUUUGUGGAGUCCAUCAAGUCUGAAUUUCCCUCUAAAGGAAGGGAGAAUCACAUCAACUGCAUUAUAGUGAAACACGUACGUUUACAUGUUAGCCUCCCAUCAAGAUUAAUCAAAACCAUUUAGUGCAUUAAUCUGUGUAUUUAUGUAAAUAUAAAGAUUUAUAUUGUAAUAGAUGUUGGCUCAGCAUCUAGCCUGCAGCUACAUGCGUCAGUGUGAUCAAACUUGGAGCAGUACUUGAAACUUGUAACUUUAACUGCACCUUUUUCAGUCUAGAGCCGUUUUCACAUAUGCACUCCGGAUAAUAUCUAGAUAAAGUCCGCGCGAAAAAUGAGGCUGUUUGCGUUCAUACAUAGCCUAAAGAACCUCCGGGUAGCCAAAUCUCCGGAGUUUUUCAGGAGAUUUCCGUAUGUGUGAAAAGGGUUUUAGUCUCUUCACCAUGAAGCCCUGAUUCUUUCCUUACUUUACUUACAUUUCCUUACAUUGGUUGAGCUGCAAAAAAGAACAACCCGUGUGUAAACUUGCUCAAAAUUCAAAAUGCAAUCAGUUCUUUUUCAAUAAUCAGAAAAGGAGAGCUUAAGAUCUGUAAAUUAAGAAAAAUGAACUUUAUUUUGUAUUUUAAAUAAAUAUAAAUGAGAGUAUUCUUUAUUCAGCAGUUUUUUUCUGAAUUGGGGAGGAAACGUAGAACAACGAGGGCUUGGAAAAGGAAUCUUCCAUUCAAGGUUCGGUUUAGUAUUCAUGAAUGCUUAACUGGAACAAUUCAGUUCUUCCACAUGGCCUUUCCAGUGAUUCCGGACUCCUUUAGCCAAGGACACACACAUUCACACACACACAUACACUUGCUCCACUUCCCGUCCUGCCAACCACAGCCUUUUUUUCUUGCAUGGCAGGAACAUGAAACCAUUCCAUUUGCAUUUAGACAUCUUUGGUUUUCUUCUUAAGCCAAUAAACCUUUAUUUACGUUGUCUUUAUUCAUGGUAUUAGCGCCACCGUGUGGAGUUAUUAAGUGGUGCUGGUGUGAGUCAACAUGGCAAGGAAGACUUCAGAGCGCAAGAUGUUUUUUUCUAUUAAUAUAUAUUUGACACCAGAGAUUUAAUAAUUGUAUCACAGGAGUCAGCGAUAUAUUGCUGAAUCAAUAUUUUGUUCCACCUCUAGUGAAGCUGGUUGCUGGAUUCUCAAGUGUUGUCUGUGCUGCUCUUAGCCUGACUGAGCAGCUCAUCAGCCGGUAAAACAGGUUUGUUUGGGAGUGACUGCGUCAGUCUCGACCACAUGGUUCUUCCCAGGAAACAAGCACAUGUGAUACUACGUUGUAUGAAACUUCCAAUCAUGCAGAUUUUAUUUUUAAACUACAGUUAUGAAAAAGGGAAUUCCACUGACAAUAAACAGCUUUAUGUUUAGUUGCAAACAGGAGGUGUGAAGAUCUAAGAAAAGUACGUUUUCUAUUUUCAUUAUGGGAAAUGUAGUUUGUAAUGGUCUGAAAGUUGUCAUAUUUCUACCUUUGCUGUAAAGAUUUUGAACAAUGGAGAGAGUCAUCAAACUGUGAUGGCGGCGGCGCAAAAUGAAAUCGCUUAAGUUUAACUAGAAAAUGUCAAAAGGAGUAAUGAAUAAACUUUUGAAUGAA